This is a messenger RNA of Penicillium samsonianum, 624 nucleotides long. RefSeq lists its product as uncharacterized. The record is from RefSeq and is a predicted model, not a curated record. Bases 1 to 624 code for a protein of 207 amino acids. NCBI's taxonomy places the organism in Eukaryota, Fungi, Ascomycota, Eurotiomycetes, Eurotiales, Aspergillaceae. The transcript is spliced from 2 exons.
AUGACAGAACUAGUUGAGCAUGGCUUGUCAUACCUCGAACAAGAGGGAGGAGAUCAGUGGAACGAAGGUGAUCACCCGUUCUACAUUUUCGCUGACCACUGGUCCCCUCUUGUCGACAAUUUUCCAUAUGACCCUUUUCUCGAAUCCCUCUCCGCUCCUCUCGCCCCUGACCCGGCGGCUUCCACCUCAUUCGGUGCUCUCCAUGAGAUAGCCGAUAAUCAAUACAAGAAGGGCUCCCCGGACAAAGAUGGCGCCGCUGCCGCCGAUACUCCGAGCCUUGACCUUCACGACGGGAUGUCUGACAUCACCUCUACAAUCAUGUCCACUGCGGACCAAGAGCAAGGACCGAUCACUGUUGCAGAUGAUAGUGUCCAGAAGCCUACAUCUUAUGGCAAAGUCUCGAUGGGUGUUAAACUUAGCCGUGGCAGUCCACUGAAGUGCAAAUGGAAGCACUGCGAAUACACAGGUGGAUUUUCUCAGAUGGGAGCCCUGCUACGCCAUAUCAAAACAAAGCACAUCUCGCCUGGCUUAUAUGAAUGCCCCGAAGGAGAGUGCAUGAAGUCGUUCAAUCGAAAGGACAAUUUGAUUGCGCAUAUCCGGAAUGUUCACCGCGCAAUUGUUUAA